Molecule: messenger RNA, 480 nt
Organism: Dinoponera quadriceps
Lineage: Eukaryota; Metazoa; Arthropoda; Insecta; Hymenoptera; Formicidae
Product: histone-lysine N-methyltransferase SETMAR-like
Exons: 1
Coding region: 1-480 (159 amino acids)
Molecular function (GO): nucleic acid binding
Source: RefSeq, a predicted model, not a curated record
AUGUCAAGGCCAACAGUAGAAGAAGAACAUUUACGUCAUUGUAUGCUAUUUUUGUUCGAUCAAGGAUUGAAGGCAAACGAAGCAGUGAAAAAAAUUAACCACACUUACGGCGAUGUUCUAAAACUAAACAAGUGUUAUAGAUGGUUUAAAAAGUUUAAAAAUGGAAAUAGGAGUCUCGAAGAUGUUGAACGAAUGGGACGACCUCAAAAAUUAGAUGAUGAUAUCCUGAGGGCGAUGGUGGAUUCAGAUCCUCGUCAAACUAUUAGGGAAUUAUCACUAAAGAUUGGCUGUCCAUGGUCUACAGUUCAGGAUCAUCUUCAUAGCAUAGGAAAAAUGUAUAGGCAAGGAAUUUGGGUUCCUCAUGAAUUGACAGAGACGACACUCGAUCAACGGCGUACAAUCUGCGCGUCUCUAUUGUCUCGGUAUGACCGAUCAGUUUUGCGGCGAAUUGUAACUGGAGAUGAGAACUGGGUGCUAUAA